Messenger RNA from Dermacentor silvarum, 984 nucleotides. Its product is annotated as sodium- and chloride-dependent glycine transporter 2-like. NCBI's taxonomy places the organism in Eukaryota, Metazoa, Arthropoda, Arachnida, Ixodida, Ixodidae. Bases 1 to 984 code for a protein of 327 amino acids. The transcript has 7 exons. Gene Ontology annotation, molecular function: glycine transmembrane transporter activity. Gene Ontology annotation, biological process: sodium ion transmembrane transport. The record is from RefSeq and is a predicted model, not a curated record. Gene Ontology annotation, cellular component: membrane.
AUGGCUGCCGCUACGACGGCGCCAGAGCCAGCUCAAGACAAGGAAGGAGAGGGCGACGAAGAAGAAAUCGUCGAGGAAAAAGUCAAAUCAAAACCAUCGCUGGGGUCGCCUGCUCGCGCCUCGUGGGACAGCCAGUUUGAACUGUUCCUCGCAUGCUUGGGCCUAUCGGCAGGGCUGGGAAACUUCUGGCGGCUUCCUUCACUCAUCAGCGCCAACGGCGGAGUUGCCUUCCUGGUGAUGUACGUGCUGCUUUCCAUCACGGUGGCCAAGCCCAUCUUCUGCAUGGAACUCUUUCUGGGACAGUUCUCGAGCCAGGGCUCAGUCGGCGUCUGGCGAUGCGUACCCAUCGGGAAGGGCAUCGGCGUGGGCAUGGGCUUCGUGAGCGCGCUGGUGAGCUGCUACUUCGUGCUGUUCCUGGCCCACACGAUGCUCUUCACCUGGAACUCGCUGUCAGGCGAGGUGCCCUGGGCCGAGUGCAGCGACCAGUGGGGCGCCGAUGCGGGGUGCUUCCUACGCCGACCGGGUUCGGUUCCCUGCAAGGAUGUGUACCGGUGGUUCGCGGAACACUACGCUCGCACCAACCUCACCCGAGGCCGCACGGUGUCGUACGAAGGCCUCGUCUUCCGCGUGCCUGAACGCGUCUUCGACAACAUCUCGGACAACUGCCAGUACGGAACGAACACCGCUGCCGAGCAGUUCUACUUUCGCCACAUCCUGUCCCUGAGCAACGACGUGACCACAACGGGAAACUUCCGCAUUGACGUGCUCGCCUGCAUGGCCAUCUGCUGGCUCCUCUUAUACCUGCUCGCCGCCAAGGGCAUCCGGCUAUCCGGAAAGAUGAUGUACAUGACCUCUCUACUGCCGUAUGCGGCGGUGGUGGUGCUGAUGGUCACCGCAAUGCGAAUGCCCAACGCCAGCGUCGGCAUCCUGUACAUGCUCUGGCCUGACUGGGAGACGCUACUCGAUUUGAAGAAAAAGUGCUGA